GCCAGGCACCCAAUGCCUCAUCUGCUUGGAGCCUGUGGAGGACAGAAAGACCUUCAACACCCUGGUGUGCCCAGCCUGCAAAACCGCCUGGUUCCACAGGGACUGCAUCCAAGGACAGGCUCUGCAUGCUGGUCGUUUCUCCUUCCAGUGCCCCCUCUGCAGAAAUGAUGAGGCAUUUAUAAGAGAUAUGUUCACCAUGGGGAUCCAAAUCCCCUUGAGACCACCAUCAUGGGAGGGCUUUAAUGCAUUCGAUGAGAUGGGAGACAGACACAGGCACUGUGAUGCCAGUGAGUGCCUUUUUCCAGGAGGCAGGCAGGAGGCAGAGGAGGAGGGGCCCUGGGAACUGCUCCUGUGCUUCUCCUGUGUUGCCAAGGGCACCCACAGACACUGCUGUGGCCUGAGGAACAGCAUAACCAGCUGGGAAUGUGAUGGCUGUGCUGGUCUGGGCACAGGCCUGGAGUGAUUUUGGGGUCCCAAGCCAGGAAUUGCGGAUCCCAUUCCCGGCGGGACGCUCCCACCAGAAUACUGGGAUGCUCCCACAGAAACACCGGGAUCCAGUGGGUCGGGAAGGAGGGAUUUUCCCGGGAUUCCUCCCUACUCGUGGUGGGCGAUGAGCAGCAUCAUGGCCAUGCCUGCCAGCAGCUGCAGCAGCGCCGGC
This is a messenger RNA of Chiroxiphia lanceolata (lance-tailed manakin), 658 nucleotides long. RefSeq names its product PHD finger protein 7-like. Gene Ontology annotation, cellular component: nucleus. The coding region runs from base 188 to 463 and encodes 91 amino acids. The record is from RefSeq and is a predicted model, not a curated record. NCBI's taxonomy places the organism in Eukaryota, Metazoa, Chordata, Aves, Passeriformes, Pipridae. The transcript is spliced from 5 exons.